Messenger RNA from Penicillium cosmopolitanum, 1119 nucleotides. RefSeq lists its product as uncharacterized. Gene Ontology annotation, cellular component: membrane. Lineage: Eukaryota; Fungi; Ascomycota; Eurotiomycetes; Eurotiales; Aspergillaceae. Gene Ontology annotation, molecular function: ABC-type transporter activity; ATP hydrolysis activity; ATP binding. The transcript is spliced from 2 exons. The coding region runs from base 1 to 1119 and encodes 372 amino acids. The record is from RefSeq and is a predicted model, not a curated record.
AUGCGGCUGAGCUUCGAGUGGAUUGGGAGAGCGUUGAUCAACAAUGCUGCUGUUGAGAAACUGCUUAUGCAGCUCAGUCUAACGCGGUGUGCUGAUUCCAGGAUUGUGAAAGAAGGCGAAGGUGGAUGCAGUGGUGGUGAGAAGAGGCGUGUCAGCGUCGCUAUUCAAUUGUUGACCAAUUGUUCCAUCUUGUUCUGUGAUGAACCAACAACAGGUCUUGAUGCAGCGACUGCGCUUCAGGUAGUUCAAGUAUUGAAGGACCUGACCGUUGUGGGUAUCACCGUGGUCAUGUCGAUCCAUGCUCCGCGAUCGGAUAUAUGGAACCAAUUUGAUCAUGUUAUCCUAUUGUCAUCCGGAAGUCUCAUGUACGAGGGUCCCAAGGAUGGAGCAACUCGCCAUUUUGAAAGGUGUGAGUAUGCAAUGCCCGCCUUUUUCAAUCCCGCCGAGUUCAUCAUCGAUAUCACCUCCGAUAAGUCUCGCGUCGGGGACAUGAAAGCACAAUUUGCAGAGACUGUGGAGAUGAUUCCAAGUGAACAGAGCUCUCCUCGUGUUCAGAACGCUCCUUUGGCAUCUCGGAAAUUGCCCAGCUCACGGAAACGCUGUCAGGUCCUAACAAAACGGACUAUGAAGAUGUGCACCAGGGAUGCUCGAUUCCUUGUUGGUAUCGGAUGCACAGUUGGGGCCUUGGCUAUCGUCAACGGUUGGAUCUUCUGGCAACUCGAUGAAACGCAAAGAGGGAUACGCUCCCGGCAAGGGAGUCUUUGGGUUGCGACAGGGCUCUAUGGAUAUUUGUUGCUGAUCAGCGAAAUUUGCCGCCUCAUCGAAGACAUCCGACUAUUUGAUCAUGAAAGAAGAGACGGAAUUACUAGCUCAUCUGCGUUUCUGUUUAGCCGGAGAAUAGUGAAACUGACUUGGGAAGAUCUGAGUCUACCUACGAUUUUCACAGCGAUCUACUAUCCCAUGGUUGGUUACCGCGCCAAUGCGGCCCAGUUUUUUAUGUUCUGGCUCAUCAUGGUUUUGACACAUGCAGUCUCUACCGGUGUUGCAACUCUAUCUGUUGCAAUCACCAGAAACUUCUAUGGGGCGGGGCUUAUGGGAAACAUCUACUUCACGCUCUAA